AUGAGGCUACCUUCUUGUUUGUUCUUCUGCACCAAUUGCUACAUUCUAUCCCUUCCACCAACAUUUUCGGGCUUUCCAUUCCUUACUUGCCUGAAUUUGUUUAUGCAUACGAGAUUAGCCAAUCCUAGUAACACAAAAGCGGUAGAAAUUCUCAUUUCCAGUUGUCCUAGGCUACAGAGUUUCAAAUUAAACGCUUUUAGAGUGGAGGAUCUGGUUAUUCGUGCUCCAGAACUACAAGAGUUAAUUGUACAAGGAAUUUUUGAUAAUUUAUUACGCAUUGAAGGAACAGCAAAUAUAGGCACGUUAGAUCUACGUGUUUCAUGCGUACUGGAAAAUGACUUAGGUGAAUGGAAACAGGUCUGUAAUACUCGAUCUCCUGAUUUGCCUGCAAUCAAAUUUGAACGAUUGAAAGUGCUGGAACUUCUUCAUGCUAAAAUGCGUGUGCAUUGUUGUUGUGAGUUGCUUCGAAUCAACGAAUCUUCUACCUUUCCAUCUCUUAAACAUGUAGAAAUUGAGACCUUAGGUAUACAUAAUGAUUUAGAGGUCAUAAAAUAUCUACUAGCAAGUUCGCCAGCACUUGAGAAGAUGACUGUUGUACUUUAUAGUAGUCCAUGGCCUUCAGGCUAUGAAUCAGAGUUUAAGUUAAAUUUAGCCAAGAAGCUCAUGCACUUUGGCCGACCUCAACAGCAGAGGUCAUUUUCAAGGUGUAACAACACAUUUGUAUGUUAUGGUGCAACAUCUGACAUGAAUCAGCAAGCAGCUUUGCAAGAGAGCAAUGAUAUUAUCAGCAAUUUGCCGCGACAAAUAACUGAGUGUAUACUUAUGCGCUUACCCUAUCAUCAUGCUGUGCAGACGAGCAUCUUAUCCAGAUAUUGGAGGUGUAAAUGGGUUAUGCUUCCACAUAUAAUACUUGACCAAAAAUUCUAUGAAUAUGUCCUGAAGAGGUUUAAAAAUCGAACUUUUGAGGCUUCACAAGCAUAUUCAGAUAUCAUUAGCAACAUUUUACUUCGUCACAUUGGCCCUAUUGAUAAAUUUGUUCUUUGUAUCCCCUCUUGGUUUCCAUUAAAAAAAGCAGACUUAAGUCAGUGGUUGCAAUUUGUUGCUCGUCAUGGCAUCAAAGAAUUUACUUUGGCUAAUAUUCAUCAUGUUCGGUCACCAAAGCUGCCUUCUUGUCUAUAUUCUUUUGAGAACUUGAGGAUGUUGGCAUUCUACAAUUGCCAUGAUCUAAAUUUGCCUCCAACAUUCAAAGCAUUUCCUCACCUUAAAUUCAUGGAUCUAGAUUUGUACUUUACAAAACUACUUGGACCUUUAGAGGCACAGAUGUUGGAAAAUCUUAUUUUCCUAUGCUCGUGGCUAGAGCACCUCAAACUAAUAGAGAUAAUGACUAAUCUAACAAUUUGUGCUCCAAAUCUUCAAGAAUUGGUUGUGAAAGGCAUACUCUCUACUAGUCUAUCCUUGAGAGAAACUCGAAACAUAAAAGUUAUAGCAAUGGAUGUGGUACUUUUUAAAGAUGUUGGGUUGAAGAGAAGCAUGAAUGAAUUCUUCGGUAGCUUGCUCAGUUGUCAAAAACUUGUUCUUGACAAACAAUUCCAUUUACCCAUGCUGGGUUGUCAUGUAUUUUGUGAUCUUGCACCUCCUAAGAAGCUUGGAAAAGAAUUGGAAGCUUUAAUAACUCUUAGAAUUUUGGAAGUACCAUUGAAUUGCAAUUACGCAGUCCAUUUUAUCCUCUGCUUACUUCGAAGCUCUCCUAAUUUACAACGGCUAUUCAUCGAUCAUAUGGGGUUUAGUAGUGAGUCAUUUCUUGUGCAGUUAGAUUAUGCUACUUUCAUGAUUAUGGAUGUUUGGUUCCAUUGA
Messenger RNA from Chenopodium quinoa (quinoa), 1854 nucleotides. RefSeq lists its product as uncharacterized. Bases 1 to 1854 code for a protein of 617 amino acids. The record is from RefSeq and is a predicted model, not a curated record. The transcript is spliced from 7 exons. Lineage: Eukaryota; Viridiplantae; Streptophyta; Magnoliopsida; Caryophyllales; Amaranthaceae. Gene Ontology annotation, molecular function: protein binding.